Metarhizium acridum CQMa 102 is the source of this 840-nucleotide messenger RNA. RefSeq lists its product as uncharacterized. NCBI's taxonomy places the organism in Eukaryota, Fungi, Ascomycota, Sordariomycetes, Hypocreales, Clavicipitaceae. The record is from RefSeq and is a predicted model, not a curated record.
AUGGCGGCAGCGGUCCUGCGACCAUAUGAUGUAGACUUGUUCAACGGCAUUCCCAGUCUGGGCGAGGCCAAUGAACAGUUCCUUGCACACAACGGCCCAGAGGUCAUCAUCUUGUCGCUUUGGAAACUCUUUUCCAAGUACAAGCUGACCGACCAAUAUGGACCUGUGCUUGUACAUCGGCACUGGCCCGCCAGCUUGAAUGAAGCGGUUGUUGACGUGAAUGGCACUUCAACCGCAUGGACCUUGGAAGCGGGCGAGCAGACGGGCAUGCUCCAAUUUGAGAAGUAUGAACGGCCAAUUAAACCCAGCUCGUGGAUGAUGGCGAAAGGGCAGCUCAUGCCAUAUGAGUUCUACUUUGCUUCCCAGAAGGAGCACGAUGAACCUGCUCCUCUUGACUCUGCCUUUGUUCAAGAGUUUGCCUCGAUUCUUGAAGCGAAUUCGCUCCUUGAUUUUGUCGGAAUUCGUCUGCUUCGGCAUACAGGGCAGAAAGUCCUUGAAGUGACCGAGGGAAACGCCAAUGUCACGUUUCCCGUCACAGAUGACGACCAGAACUUGCUCGAGAAGAAUGCGAUUCAAGCAGGGUGGAAGUUUCCCUCCGCCGAACCCCCCGAUUUCAGCAGCGAUACAAGCGGGAACAUGGGAGAUCGAAGCCCUUGGAGCCAGGCCUGCAAACAGCUCUGCAAACAGUCCUGCUCUAUUAUAUGCAGGAAACCUAGCCAGGGGGGGUCGCAUAUGAGGGUGCACUUAGGGGGCCACUCAAAGACGCAUGGAAAGACGAAUACGGAACGGACUCUUCCGUCACUGCGUGAGGAUGGCCUCGCGUGGCCCAGAGAAGAGUAA